Molecule: messenger RNA, 1959 nt
Organism: Lithohypha guttulata
Lineage: Eukaryota; Fungi; Ascomycota; Eurotiomycetes; Chaetothyriales; Trichomeriaceae
Exons: 1
Coding region: 1-1959 (652 amino acids)
Source: RefSeq, a predicted model, not a curated record
AUGGAUUGGCAGCAAUUAGAGCACAAGUCUCAUCUUGAGGACGAUCCUACAUGGAUUGAAGCAAGACGCAUGUUUCAAUCCUAUACUCCGGGCGACCACCAUCUUGAAACGAAAAGCCUUUCGAUUCGCGAUGCGUACGUUUACAAGCCUCUCAAUGCAUAUAAUCGCGAAAUCCGUAUCUUGACACUUCAGCCAUUCCUUACCCCCCCAGACGGACACGAACCCAUCGUGUGUGGAAGUCUCCAAGAAAUUUCUCUCGACUCUAGCCCCUUCUAUUUUGCACUAUCUUACGUUUGGGGUGUUGCGUCACAGACAUUUCCCAUCAUACUUGACGGGAGAAUAUUCAACGUGACCACGAAUUUGCACAGUGCAUUGAAACAACUCUCGCAAAAAGGCUAUGCCCUUCCUAUUUGGAUCGAUGCUAUCUGUAUCAACCAGAGCGACAGCUUGGAGAAGAGUAGCCAAGUCCAAGAAAUGGGCAGUAUCUAUCGAAACGCGCAACUGGUACUUGGCUGGCUAGGUCCAGAGGCUCGUUCUAGCUCAUUAGCGAUCAAAGCGCUGUCUUUUCUUGGGUCACGGUGUAUGAAUAUGCCGGACGGACCUAGUCUUCAGGAACGCUACGACCUUGUAACGACUGUGCUUCCUUCCGAUCCAGCAGACAAACGACUUGCCUUUCCAACCUCUUCUGUCGUUGCCCUACUCAACCGGCCGUGGUGGUGUCGUGUGUGGGUUGUACAAGAAGUCGUACUGGCAAAGAAUGUAUACCUUUUAUGUGGAGACAGCGACGUUCAAUUCUCGUUCCUGCUGCUAGGAUUCACAAUGAUUUUCGAAUUACCAUUGCUUGAUGCUGUAUUCCAAGGUUCUCUUGGGGCCCGAAUCAUGCCUCUCCUACCCAUCCUCAAGUGUGACCCCCGCAUCAUGAAUGCAGCGAUUCGUGGCCACAGUCAAGAGCCUGCUCCCCUUUCGCAACGAAUGGAAGAAGUACGCUCAUUGGGAGCAACAGAUGCUAGAGACCACAUACUGGCGUUGCUUGGGAUGGUAAGUGAUGCGAGUGAGGUGGGUAUCAAGGCAGAUUACACAAAGAGUUGCGCCGAGAUUUAUACACAAGUGGCUUCAGGACUCAUGAUAAACCAAAGAAAUCUCCAAAUCCUGUCCCACUGCUCGUUCCCAAAGACACAAAAGAAUCUCCCAUCUUGGGUGCCGGACUGGUCCACAGGAUUUUCCUAUCAUAUCUGGCAGUCGAAGUACAGUCUCUUCCGAACGGGAAGCAGGCAUAACCAGAGAACCAAGAUGCAAGCUGGAAAUUUUGUAAUAUCUGGCUCGAGGUUUGAUGUCAUCACAAACACUGGCUAUUCGUGGAACAAGACUGAUCUCACCGUUGAGCCUGACACAGAACCAGUGGUACUUUCUGCUUGCCUAGGAGCCAUCGAAGACUUCGUGCGUAGAAAUUGCUCGGCGUACCGCUCUUCCAAGGAAAUUGACGACGCUGUGUGGCGAACUCCAAUCUGUGAUACCGAAUCUGGGGUGUUCUCUGAUACAGGUCGAAAGUGUAUCCGCGCAACCGCAAACACGAGAGCCGGUUUUGAAGCUCUUAGACACCCAGAGAACCUCACAAAUAUUCCCGACGAGAACAAGAGAUUGCAAAAGGCCAAGUCAUUCCAAUACAAAGCAGGAAUGAUCGGCGCACUCUCCAACAGAAGAAUCUUCGUGACGGCGAAGGGAUAUGUCGGCGUUGGACCUGGUCACCUCCAAGCAGAUGACCACAUUUGCAUUUUCUGGGGUGCUGAAGUUCCAUAUGUCUUACGCGAGAGACGCGACAUCAACCACACGCAGAAGAAACGGUUCUGGCAGAGAGACAAGGGCGAUUUCGAGUUCCUAGGAGAAUGUUAUGUUCACGGCAUCAUGGACGGCGAGAAAGACCUUCGCACUUCGACGGGUGAGGACUUUGUCUUGCAUUGA